Molecule: messenger RNA, 3104 nt
Organism: Ochlerotatus camptorhynchus
Lineage: Eukaryota; Metazoa; Arthropoda; Insecta; Diptera; Culicidae
Gene: DPCoAC
Product: dephosphocoenzyme A carrier
Exons: 7
Coding region: 974-2158 (394 amino acids)
Biological process (GO): transmembrane transport
Cellular component (GO): mitochondrial inner membrane
Source: RefSeq, a predicted model, not a curated record
AAUCGCCCGCGAUGUAGUGUUUCAGCAGCAGUGACUAGUAACGGGUCGUGUGGGUAGAGGUUGCAAAUUACGUUUGUUAUUUUCGCACCCGAUAUGGUGGACAUAAAAGUGGAAUAGGACCAGAGUAGUGUACGAUUCGAACAAUAAAGAACAAAGUUUCCCAUGUGUUUUCCCCUCACGAUACUCGGAUUAUUGUGCUUUGGAUAAUGAUGGGGCGCUAAUACGGUGUCAAGAGUGUUUUCUACGUCGUGGAAUCCUUGUACAGGCAAUCAAGGCUAGAAGAGGCUACAGCAGCAGGUGAUUACCUAAGAGAUUUUCGCAAACGCACCCACAUCACCAUCGCGGUCUUAGCGCCGUCUUUCCUCGACGGUAUGGUCGCUAAGGGCGAUGAACGGCAAUUCCGCGACAUUCAACGGUGACUCUGAUGUAAACAGAGACAAUCUCAUACAACACUAUACGACUACUAUUAUAGUCUGCCAACACCGAAAUACCAAAAUACGCAGUGGUCGCGGGCGCGUGUGUGUAAAAAUAUAAAACCGAAGAACAACAAGACCUACGACAUCGUCGGAAACCGACGGUCCGACGGUGGCAGAAGAUUACAUUUUUGGGGCCAAUUCGCGACGAGAUUCCAAGAUGAUAAGAAGAAAACAAUAAUCGCGUUUUUUUUUACAAAGGAGAAAACAGUUUCGUUUUGUUUUUAUUCGUGUAUUUUAUGAGUUUGCUGAGGAAAAUUCGAAUGACGUCAACGAACGAAUCGCAGUGAGCAGCGGUGGAAAAUCACGAGGGGAAAUCCGAAAUAACGUGGUGCCAAAAAAUAAAUCGCAGUCUACUGCCUACGGAGCUCGCGGUGUGCGAUAAGAAUGAUAAGACGGAAGAAGGUGUCGUGAAUUUCGUGUAGUGUUCAGAAAAGCGGUUACAAACACAGAGCAGAACCGGUUGGGGUGCGAGUGUUGCUGCAGUGUGCCGGUUGUUAAUGGCCAAUUUGAAGAGCUUUCUCGGUGGCAGCAGUGCAGCCGAAGCUUCAGGGAUGGCCAUCGUCGUGGGAACGAGCGGGGGCAGUCAGCUACAGGACAAGUCAUCGCGAGAGACGGCCGCUGAUAAAACUGGAACCGUAGAAUACUCGUCAUUCACCAGUGCACCAAAGUCAAUGUCGUCGUCAUCAUCGCUAGGCAGCAGCAGCAGCAGUAGUAGUAAUAAUAGUAGUAGCAGUAGUCCUAGUAGUAGCAGUAGUGGCAUCCCGAAUCCCCACCACCAACGGCUACACAAUCGAGAGAUAGUCCUCACCAGUCUGGUUGCCGGAGCCAUCGCCGGUGCCCUGGCCAAAACGACAAUCGCCCCGCUGGAUAGGACCAAGAUCAACUUUCAGAUCAACAAACACGUCCCCUACUCAUUCCGAGCGGCAUUCGAAUUUGUGCGCAACACGUACACCAAGGAGGGCUUCCUGGCCCUCUGGCGGGGCAACUCGGCCACGAUGGCACGGAUCAUUCCCUAUUCGGCGAUCCAGUUCACGGCGCACGAGCAGUGGAAGAAGCUGCUGCACGUCGACCUGCACGAAGACACCAAAGUACGGCGAUUUAUCGCCGGAUCGCUGGCCGGGAUCACGUCGCAGUCGAUGACCUACCCGCUGGAUCUGGCCCGGGCACGGAUGGCCGUGACGGACAAGUACAGCGGCUACCGGACGCUUCGGGAGGUGUUUGUGAAGAUUUGGCAGUGCGAAGGCCCUCGGACGCUUUACCGGGGCUACUGGGCCACCAUCCUGGGUGUCAUUCCGUACGCCGGGAUGUCGUUCUUCACAUACGAUACUCUCAAGAAGGAGUAUUUCAAACGCACCGGUGACAGCAGUCCAAAUACUGUGAUAUCGUUAGUGUUCGGGGCCACGGCCGGCGUGAUCGGUCAGUCUUCGAGCUACCCGCUGGACAUUGUCCGACGGCGGAUGCAGACUACCGGCGUGACGGCACACUGUGCCGAUCGCUAUCUGACGAUCGGAACGACACUGGUCAAAAUCUACAGGGAGGAAGGUUUAAUCAAGGGUUUCUACAAGGGACUCAGCAUGAACUGGAUCAAGGGCCCCAUCGCCGUCGGGAUCAGCUUUGCGACGUACGAUCACAUCAAGCACUUCCUGAGGGAGCUGAUUCACCUGCGGGAUCCGGUGCGGUAAGCCGAAUCCAGCGCCGAACGGGCACUGCACAAACAAUAGCAACAAAACUGAAAUAUUUGUACGGACAAAAGUUCGAAUCUGUUGAAUCUGGUUGUCUAUAUAGCUGUGGCAUUUUCAUUUAUAUUUUUUUUAACUUUCGUUUGUGAGUGUCUGCGAUUGAUUGAUGUCUGCGGAUGGGAGUGCGAGGGACAGGAACUGUGUGCGGCGUUGUCUGUUAGAAUUACGUGUGUAGCUUUGUGUUUUGAUCCAGGGUCAAUCAAACUAAAACAAAAACAAAAUGGUGCAAUUAAAUCGUGAAAAAGUUUAUAUACAACACAGAAGUGCAUUGCUUAUAUACUCAGCUCCAUAGAGACUGUCCUCGGAAGCACUACAAUUUUAGGUAGAUACAUUUAUUUUAAGCGGACAAAGUAACAUCUCCUCGUUUGAUUUACACUGAGCGGAUACUAUCACUCGGAAGUUUGAGAUAUUUUCAACGAUAUUGAUCCCAAAAUGGUUCAGUUCAACUGAAGCGCGAGAGUACAACUCAAACAAAAAGACCGAAAACUAAGUCAAAAAACCGCAGUCUGAUGAAAUGACAAUAAAAUUCGCCUGCUACCCUACCCAAAACCAACUAAACUUCUAGUUCCACAUGAGCUCUUACAAAGGUGCCAUUCGAUUUUCUGUUCUGAUUUUCAUUUUUUUUAUUAGGUCCUCUACGCAUUCGGUUACAGCUUAUUAGGUUAGGAUUUGUGUACGUAGAAGGUUGAGACUUUGUUAUUUUUAGGAGAUAGGUUUUCUUUUUCGUGCGGGAGAUUCUGGAGAAGGAUCUAGAUUUCUUGGAAGCACGAUCGCUAUACGAGCAACACGUGCUUUAAUUUUUAAUCGUUCGGUUUUGUUUUCGAAGCGUUGUAGUCAUUUAUUACCCUCAAGGUCAUAUCUCCCCGGAAAAUCUGUUGAAUAAAUUAGC